UUGUCUUUAAAGCGUGAGAAUCACCUUAUGAACACUUCUACAAGCAGUUUUGUUUUUUCGAGGUUCACAGCAUUACGCACUGCAUACAGGUACAGUAUGUAAAGAAUAAACUCAAUAAUACAUUUUAACGUGCUGCUCAAAAGAUAAAAGUUUCCCCGAUCUCUCUAAAUAAACCAUCUUAUAAUAUCUUAAUAUGUAGGCAUAAUAUAUAAAAUCGUAAUAUAUAAAUCUAAAUACAUUAAAUAUAUACAUUUCCCAGCGAUGGGCGCUUUAAUUUGGAGCGAGAGAUUAGGCGGAGUGACUGUACUGCGUCAGAGACGUCACUUUACUCACAGCCGAUUGGUUAAGCAUCAGUUUGCGAUCUGUUACGAAGAAUAAAACCUGCUCCGGAGCACGUUAGCCGUGUGGCGUAAAUUGCUAUGGCGAUGAACACCGGUCAAAACCAAUCCACCUUCUUGAGCCCGAAAAAAAAGAGUUUGCUCAAACUAACCUGGGUAGCCACUGAAACCAGCUUCGUGCAACAGGCCUCUGAAAAGAGAAACAGUUGGCGGUAAAGUCCCUCUCCUCUACUCUUGCAAAGAACGCUUCCUGCACUACCUUAUCCUCUACAACUCAGAGCUGCAAAUCUUCCUUGACCCUAAACCCACCUGUAGGGAGGCUUACAACAACCUCUCUGGCCACUGCAACCCAUUCUGACUCUCAUAUCCCCUGCCAACCCAUAGAAUUUCCCUUAGACAUUGCCCAAAAUCCUGACAUCCCACAAUCCUGUUUUUCAAGCCAAUUUAUUAAGCAGUGUAUUUCCACCACUGCGCCAACUCUGCACCCUACCCACAACCACACCCAAUCACUCAUGGCUUCUCCAAAGUUAGGUGUGUCAGCUACUACAACCUCAUCUUCAUCCUCCUCUUCUGCGGCUUCUCUCUGCGCACCUCUACAUCAUGGAAGCCCCAGUCCUGUGCCUGGAGGUCCCCCAAGCCCAGUUACACCUUCGUCCAGCCCAUGCACAGUACCUCCAGCCCCAGCAUGUGCACCUAUCAGCAUCGCUUUCAUCCUCGAAGAGCUACGUGUGCUGCAGCAGAGGCAAAUCCAUCAGAUGCAGAUGACUGAAGAGAUCUGUAGGCAAGUAUUGAGGCUGGGGGGAGCUUCAUAUGAACUGGAUUCAGUGCCAUUUAUGUUACCACCUCUGCCACAGCUCUGUCUAAAGGGUUCUGAUAACAACCCAAAACCUUCUCAGCAAAACUCAUCACCUCCCCCUACAUCUGUGGCUCCCCUUUUGGCCAGUUUCUCAUCCCUGCCUCCCCCUCAGACAACCUCUAAGCCCUCUAAACUAGCCUACCCUCUUUUGAACAUCUUACGUCCCCAUAAGACACAGUUUGACAGUGGAGUAGUUACUCCAGCAAACUUCGCCAGUCCUACAAGUACUCACUCUUCCACAUCCUCAUCAAUGUCCACAUCUGCUACCAUAAACUAUCCAUUCACACCUUCCCUUGGUCUACCAACCCAAACUUCAUAUGAGAAAGCCUCUGACAUCACAGGAGCCAGAGGGAAGAGUAGUCAGACUUUUCCAAACCAAGCUCUGCAAGCAGCUGCUACCCCUUCAGCCCCCUCACAGGAUCCAAAACUUUCUGUGCAAGAAGGUAUGACUUUAUCAUCGGGGCGUAUGCAGCAUGCAUGUCGCUUUUGUCGGAAGCUCUUCAGCAGUGAUUCAUCCCUGCAGAUACACUUGCGCUCACACACAGGGGAACGUCCUUACCAGUGCCCUAUAUGUUUUAGUCAAUUCACCACACGUGGGAAUCUCAAGGUCCACUUCUUGCGGCAUCGUGAGCAAAACCCUGAACUCUCUUUUUCUUUGUUUCCGUGUUCCCUAUUUGCAUCUGUGACAGGGGCAUCAAUGGGAGGAUCAGCGCAAACUCAAACUAUAUCCUCCACUAGCAUGAAUGCUGCUCAGAGGCAUCAGAAACAGCAAGAAGGGGAUGAUCUGUGUGGUGAGAGUCUUGAGGGUGCUACUGCCACACCACGUACCACAACUUCAUCUCUUCCUCUGCCUCCUAGUAUUGAUUUGGCCCUGCUGACCACUGCACACUCUCUCCUUCAGCUCAACCGUGCUGCUGCUGCUGCAGCAGCUGUGGCCUCUACAUCCUCUACCUCUUCAAUCACAUCCUCAUCCUCUUCCUCUCUUGCCUCCACCCUACUUUCAGCCCCUGCCUCAUCCACCUCAUCUGUUGCUGGGCUGUUUAAAGGAGUGAAACAACAGUGCUUUGAUGAGAACACCCCUCCAAUACCUACCCUACUCCCCCAUUCUGCUUAUUCACAGCUUGCCAGAUUACCCAAAAUAUUCUUCCCUGCAUCUUCCAGCCACCAUCAUCCAGGCCAUGGGCUUCUUAGGCCCACAACUCCAACAGGAUCCUUUCUGACAACCCCACAACAACAGAUUACAUUCCCUUUCACAGCCUCUACCACUGCCCCAUCCAUCUCCACCUCAAUCUCAGACACAUCAAAACUGCAAAAACUGGUAGAGAAGUUAGAGAAGGAGCCACAUGGUCAGUCCCACUGGGUUUCAUCCUUUGGGGAGACUUCUACCAGUAGCUACAGCACAGCAGGUGGUUUAAGCUAUAGCAGCAGUAGUUUAAUGAGCACAAGAACAUUCAGUACAAAUGCAAACACUGCACUUUCAUCAUCUACAGUCCAGAUACCAUCAUCUGUCUUCAGCAAGGAGUCACCUUAUCUGGGUCUUAUGAAUUCUGCUGGAGCACUUGCCCCAAAUCAGUGCAGUGUGUGUCUUCGGGUGCUAAGCUGCCCAAGAGCACUACGUUUGCACCAGGCCACCCAUUUAGGCGAGCGCCCCUUCCCCUGCAAGCUGUGUGGUCGUUCUUUCUCAACUAAAGGAAGCCUUCGAGCUCACCAUGCCACACAUCGAGCACGUCCACCAAACAGUCGUGCACAAAAUUCUUGCCCCUUAUGUCAGCGGAAGUUUACUAAUGCCCUUGUGCUGCAACAUCAUAUUCGCAUGCAUUUAGGAGGACAGUUACCACCAGAGAAUCUGCCUGAUACUUCAACAGAAAGUGAUACUUUAUCCCAUUCCCAGUCUAUUGAACUCCCUGCUUCAGAGAUCAGCCCUAGAACUACCGUUGUUCAGGUACAACAUGCUGAACUAGAAACAGAUUCUAAAUGCUCCAUUAGUAGUCAUGCUAACCCCCUCGAGGUCAGUACUGCUCUCACAAUAUGUCCCACAAACUCCAGUCUACCUGGUUCACUUAGCCCAGGUCCUAUACCACCUUUUGACCUAAGCCCUGACCAUUCCCUGAAUCCAACCCACUAUUUACCUCCAUCAGGCAGAGCAGAUCCCCCUGUCCUCUCUGUCAGUAUAGCCUCUCCAGUAGAAUCUGCUGCAUCUCUUGUCCCUACCUUCACCCACCCAGUCUCACCAAAAACAAGUCCUUCUGCCUCUGAUGAACUAUCUUUUGAACUUUCUAGCAAUACUGCCUUCCUAGGAGAUAUAACAAUGUCCUGCGCCUCUGCUUCUGUGAAAGCCAGUCCACACAGAAAUGACUGUGAAUUUAGUGAAAACAGAUCUUCCUUGCCUACUUCUGGAUCAAGAUCACAUUUGGAGGAUCUUCUUAGUAUACAAGCUCAUCAUGCAUCAAGAGUUCCUCUACCACAUCCAGCAUCAAAACUAGUGGAGCUUGACCAAGGCCUUGUCGAAACAUCCAAAUCAAUCCCCAAGGAGUUCUGUGAGAAUGAAAAUAGAGAAGAUAAAGCACACAAAACACCAAAAAACACUCAAAUGGCAACUCCAGAUUUGAGUAUUAAUGCAAAUAUAGUAUCAGACGCUUUAAACAAGACAAGUGAGGAUCCAGCUGAGACUGCGCAGGAGGAGCCUGACACACAAGCUGCGAAGACCAUAAUGGAAGCUCACUGUAGUUCAAUUGCAAAGGAUAAAGUUGACCUAAAAGAUACAACAGGAAUCGAAAAUGACAGAACAGAAUCUACUGUAUGUGUAUCUCUGACUCCCAGUCUUCCACCUCCCAUGCCAGAGAGAAAAACCUACCACUGUUCUGAAUGUGGAAAAGAGUAUGCAAGUCGCAGUGGAUUGAAGGGACAUAUGAAGCACCAUGGAGGAGUUGUCAAGGCUCCUCGAGCUCCUGCGAAAACUAAGGGCCCAGAGAGAGUGUCGCAUCAUGCAACCCUUCUACCACAAGGGCAUCAGUGAGCUUCUUGAAAGAGUUCUAAGCCCUCCAAAACAUCUACACCCAUCAGAGCUUUUAACCAGACCUUGCUCAAAAGAAAAUGGGACUAUGUGUUGAGAUGAAUUUAAUAGAUGACAAGAAAUAGGAACCUGAAGGACAUUAAGACUGCUCCCAACAAAAACACACAAUCCCCUACAUGUACACACGCACACACUUAACACAUACAGGGCCAUUUCUUGGCUUUAUUUCAUAUGAAAAUGCUCUAGAUCUUGCACCCUGAUCUUACUUUAAUGUUGAAACACUUUUAUUUUUAAUAUAUGUUAUGCAUAAAUGUGUGUGCUUGAUGCCCUUUAACUGCAGUCAAUUAUUGGAAUGGAAUGUCUAAAUAUAUCCUGUAGUACUUCUUUGAAUAUUAUGUGAUGUUCUUUUUGAUGGCUGUAAAUUGUUUUGUCAGUGUGCAAGUUUGUCAUGAUGGUUUUGUUUGUUUUUAUCAAAGUGAAAAUGUAGAGGUAGCUAAGAAAUUGCUUUGUUUGAGGAACAGAUAGAAAUUAAGUAAUUAUUCACUGAAAAUCUUGUCCUCCACCAUUCCUCUGAAAUCUCAUUCGUGCUUGCACACAUUCAAGCUUGGUUUGACUUCACUGAUGUUAAGCACUUUUGGUUCUCGCCUGUCAAUAUGUGCAGUCGGUUGAACAUGGACAAGUAUAAAUGAGAUUUAAAAGCUGUACGACAGAGGGUGUGAUUUUCUGCAAAUGAUUAAAAUUUUGGUGUGUUCCUCAAAAAAGAAAAAGCUAUUGUAUCAGUGAACGGUUUGUUUAACCUUAAAGAACAACAAUAUUUUAAAACAAAUAUGCUGGGAUUUUUAAUCAAAAUUAGUGAAAGGAUUUGGAGGGAGUGUUUUUAAAAUUAAGAGUCAUAGAAUCAAUUCGUAUUGAAUCCAAGCAACUUGUGGAGCUAUGUGGAUGUAAUCAACCGCUAGCCCAAAAUACAAGCUCUUACCAAUUCUUGCAAAAUACUAAAAUGCUUUGGCAUAAUCCUUAAGGUUUUGAUAGUUAUGGUGAAAAAUAUUCUACUUAAAUUGUUGUAUGUUAAAUGUUUUAUACUUGUACUAAAUCUUUUGGCUUUUAAUUGGAGUUAAGGAAAAGUUGGAUCGGUUCUAAAAUGAAGAAAACACCAAAAAAACAACAACAACAAAAAAAUUUUUUUAAAUGACCUGUCAACCUUUGUCUGUUGUAUUCAUGUUUGUCCUGUUCAGCUGUACAUUACUAGAUAAUAAUACUGCUCUUGACACCAACUAGACUAAAGAGUCAGUUGAGAUUGUUUAACAUGCCUGUAUCUUAGUCAGAGUAAGCUCUUGUUACUUAUUUUCAGUGUAGCUUUUGAAAAAGGCAGAAAUAGAUGGACUCACUCUGAGAUGAAACACUAGCUUAAAAUAGAUUUCUAUAUUUCUUGGUGGCAAUGUUUGUUUAUGGUGGUGUUUGUUCUUUGUCUGGAUACCUUUACAUAAAAGGAUUUCCAUAAAAUAUUUUUCUUAGAAAUGAAUUGGGUAUAUGAGUCUGAGAUUGUGAAUUGUAAUUUCAUAGUACAGAUAAAAGAAAAAAGUUAAUAAAAACCUGUGUAUUCAUGAAAAGAACCAUAAUAAGCAAUUCUUUAAUUGCAUAUUGUUGUUAUAACACAUGGUCUGUGUUGUGUUGUACAUAUAUUUAUAAAACUUCCACAGUUACUCUUCCUUGGUGGUCCGAGAAAAAAAAAAAAUUCUUCACACACAGGCCUCCCUAUUCCAUUUUCUCCCUUACACAAUCAAACUCCUCUGCAUUGCUUCUGUGUGUGCCACAUCAAGCGCAGUUAGGGAGAAACUGGAGGAAGCGUUGACAAUCUGUCUGAGGACUGGCCUCUAAUCUCCUGCACCAUGACAACCGUGCAGAGGCACAUAAGAUGGACACAAAAAAAGUUUUGUGUGUGUGUAUGUAUAUUUUUUUUUAUUUUCAUAAUUUUUCAUUAGCAUUAUUAUUAUCAUUUUUCACAAUAUCAUAAUUUUUUAUGGUCAUAUUUUCAUUGUUUUUCAUAAACGUUGCAGAGAGGUAUUUAAUAGACAACAAUGACUGAUAUUAGUGUAGUACGGUAGAAAUUAAGAUCACUGUGAUUUGCAUGAAAAACAUUAAUUGUCACCAUUUCAUAUGCACCUGUUAAUGCUGGAUAAUUUUAAAACAAAUUCCAGAAUGCAAACAUCCCAAAGCUGACAUUUUUCUGACCAGGAUCCAGUAGCACUGCCUAAACAUCAUUGAAAAUAUUUAGUACUUGAGAUUGUAGAGUGCAAAAUAGAUGCUCAUCUCCUUUUUUCCACAGAGUAGGCUACUUAAUCUGUAUACAUUUCUAUCAUUGUUACCUUUUUAAUUUCUGUAUAUUUUGUGCAGUCUUUUACUUAAAGGAAUAGUUCACCCAAAAAUGAAAAUUCUUGCAUUAUUUACUCACCCUCAUGCCAUCCCAGAUGUGUAUGACUUUCUGUCUUCAGCAGAACACAAACAAAGAUUUUUAGAAGAAUAUUUAAGCUCUGUUGGUCCAUACAAUACAAGUGAAUGGUGACCAGAACUUUGAAGUGCCAAAAAGCAAAUAAAGGCAGCAUAAAAGUAAUCCAUAUGAUUCCAGUGGAUAAAUCUCCACUUUCACUUCCACAUUCUUCUUCUUUUAUUUUUUGGCGUUUCACAUUCUUUGUGCAUAUAACCACCUACUGGUUGGGGCUGGUCAAAGGUGGAGAUUUAUAGAAAUUAAAUAUUGAAUAUUGAUCAGUUUCUCAUCCACACCUAUGAUAUCGCUUCUGAAGACAUGGAUUUAACCACUGGAGUCUUAUGAAUUACUUUUAUGAUGCCUUUAUGUGAUUUUUGGAGCUACAAAGUUCUAGCCACCAUUCUCUUGCACUAUAUGAACCUACAGAGCUGAAAUAUUCUUCUAAAAAUAUUUGUUUGUGUUCAGCAGAAGAGAGAAAGGCGUACACAUCUGGGAUGGUGUGAGGGUGAGGAAAUGAUGAGAGAAUUUUUAUUUUUGGGUGAACUAUCCUUUUAAUGUUUUACUUUAUAGAAUUACUGUAUGUCAUGAUACAGUUCCCCUGUUCUUG
Molecule: messenger RNA, 7296 nt
Organism: Myxocyprinus asiaticus (Chinese sucker)
Lineage: Eukaryota; Metazoa; Chordata; Actinopteri; Cypriniformes; Catostomidae
Gene: sall2
Product: spalt-like transcription factor 2
Exons: 3
Coding region: 851-4210 (1119 amino acids)
Biological process (GO): regulation of transcription by RNA polymerase II
Cellular component (GO): nucleus
Molecular function (GO): RNA polymerase II cis-regulatory region sequence-specific DNA binding; DNA-binding transcription factor activity, RNA polymerase II-specific
Source: RefSeq, a predicted model, not a curated record